AUGAGGGUGUAGAAGUGGGACAGAACCAUGGAAGGAGGGUUGGGGUGGCCCCACUGAAUUUGGGACGAUCAGCUCCUGAGGACACUCCUCCUCUUUCUCAGGGCAACAGAAGGCAUCAACAUGGCGGCUCCUGUGCCAGCGCUCCCCCAGUCCUAUGCCCCUGGUCUGGACAGCGUGUUCUCCGACCAGCUGGGUUUCUACUCCAUCGACUCCAAUGUCCCCGGCCUCUCCAAAGUCAUCUUGGACAAACUCCACAUGAAGGACUAUGGAGACUACAGGCAAGCUAUGGAGGGGAAGACCAAAGGUGUGACCUUUCGCUCUAACCGGGAGAUGUUUGAGCAGUUGGAGGACACCUUUAAAUUCUGUGCAGCCUGCAAGAAGCUCCCGGCUCAUCUGGCAGACCCCAAGGCCCUCAAGCGCUGCAUUAAGUGCCUCAAUCUGUAUUACUGCUGCAAGGAAUGCCAAAGGAGUGACUGGCCCCUUCAUAAGAAGUUUUGUAAGAAGCUGCGUCUGGUAGCCAUUGACAGGCUGGUGGAAUGGCUGAUUUCAACAGGCGAUCUUCCAUUCCCCACACAAGCAUGGACCAGACCUGCUGCGGAGAUCAACAACUGGGACGACUGGCUGGCCAUGCAGGGAGAUCUGGCGCCCCGACUGGAGCCCGUCCUGUCUGGGAAGAACAUGAAAGACCUCUGGAAGAACGUGAACCGACCGCGGCCAGAAGAUGGCGACUUGAGAGAGUCCAUGUGGCGCGUGUGUAGCGAGUUCCUGACCCGGCCCUUGACCAUCGGCAUGGCCAUCAAGUUCUUCGGACUGGACCCCUACGCCAAGCCCCUCACCAUCCACCUGGUGGGAGCCGCCCACAACGAGACCCUGGGGGCCCGGGCAACGGACAUGGACGAGCUGAGCAACAUGUUCCCCGGGCACCAGGGCCUGGAGGUGGUGAUGGUGGGGCCGGAGGUGGUGGAGGGGAAGGCUAUUCGCCCACCGCUCGUGCAGUUCGGACCCAGAGGGAAGAGCUACAUCACUGGCCACAAGGGCCUCUAUCAUCAGUUCUGGGAAGACGUGGUGGAGAAAGGAGAUGCGCCAAAACCUGACCUGGUGGUUGGCUUCCAUCCAGGUUUUCAUGCCACUCAGAGUUUAGGCGAGGGCUGGCUACCAACACUACUGCUGCUGAGGGACUAUGAGCUUCCCUCCAUGUUCACCAUGUUCAAUGAGCCGGAGUAUGAGCUGUCUCUUCAGAUCCUGCUGGAGCUGGAGAUGCACAUCAAGGCUACAGGCGUGAACCCCUUCCAGUCCCAGAGGCCGGAGCCUGUGCAGGCCUGCCCCAACAAGCCUCCCAGCUACUGCAACGCCCACUACAUCUGCUUCCAAGGCCUGCUGGAGAGAGAGGAGUUUGAGGAGCCCGGACCCCAACAGGCCUAGCCUGCGCAAGGCUGAACGCACGCACGCACGCAUACACACACACACACACACACACACACACACACACACACACACACACACACACACACACACACACACACACACACACACACACACACAGGCAUGCACAGAUAGGGAUGCAGUGGUGCUACACCUGCCGGAUUGAUCUACUUGACAAAAAAGUGACAAAGAAGUGAGUUUUUUCUCCAUAAUGUCUGCACGCCACUACACACACACAUACACACACAGACACACAAACACACUCUCUCUCUCUCUCUCUCUCUCUCUCUCUCUCUCUCUCUCUCUCUCUCUCUCUCUCUCUCUCUCUCUCUCUCUGUUGUGCCACUGCCACAGGGUGUACAAUGCUCUAUGCUUGGCUUCCCAGACAUGCCGUAUAUGCUGUGCAGUCAGUGCGUGAGACUGCCUCGAUGGCUGGACCUAUUCUGUUCUGCCUCUCUCUUCAUCAGCACCACGCCUCCCCUUCUGUUACCAUUUUGGAUUUGAUGUUAUUGACACACGGUACAAAUUUACUGCAGUGGGUUUCAUGCUUUGGAGUCUUUUGUGUUUGCAUUUGUUGCUAUUUAUAUAUCUGACAUAGGCUACUUCAUGACAUUCUUUACUUUUUAUCUGGCUUCAAAAGGCAGUUUUGUGAAAUUGUUGUUGAAAUUAUGAUGUGCUUUGCAAACAACAACCAAUAAACCUUUGGUUGA
Engraulis encrasicolus (European anchovy) is the source of this 2132-nucleotide messenger RNA. RefSeq names its product putative protein MSS51 homolog, mitochondrial. The coding region runs from base 121 to 1422 and encodes 433 amino acids. The transcript has 7 exons. The record is from RefSeq and is a predicted model, not a curated record. NCBI's taxonomy places the organism in Eukaryota, Metazoa, Chordata, Actinopteri, Clupeiformes, Engraulidae.